UUGAUCUUUGGGUUUUUUUCUUUCUUGUUUCUACAAUGGCGAAAGAGAAAGAAAAGGAGAAGAGCAUGUUUGUCGGUGUUGUAUGGAACUGCGCCGCAGAGCUCAAACUCAUGCUCACUGCUCUCCUCUUCCUAUCUUCUCUAGCCGUUCUUCUUCAGUUCAUCCCUUCUCGCUUCUCUUCUCUCUCUGCGUCUGAUCUACGCUUCUGUCUCUCCAGACUUUCCACUCUCGCCCCUCCACCUUCUUCUUCUAAUACUACUAACUCUGCGUCGGUUCCUCUUCCGCCGCCGACUCUUCCACUACCACUACCGCCACCUUCAGUAAAGCAAGAUGAGGUCAUCGAUGGAGGAAUCAUCAAGAGAGCUUUCAACCCAUAUGGAGCUGCUGCUUACUCCUUCAUCCAGAUGGGUACUUACAGGGGUGGGCUCAACACCUUCGCCGUCAUCGGCCUCGCAUCCAAGCCCCUCCAUGUCUACGGUAAGCCUCGGUACGAAUGCCGAUGGGUACCUGAGCAAUCCGAUAACAAAACCAUUUCAACAGUCGGUUACCAGGUCCUCCCUGAUUGGGGCUACGGUCGCGUAUAUACCGUCGUAGUUGUCAACUGUACCUUCUCUGCGCCCGUCGGCACCGACGGCUCCGGCGGACGUUUGGUUCUGCUUGCUUCCACCAACGGUGGCGGCGAUAGAGACGUCAAUGCGACUGAUGAAAUCGAAGCACUGAGAGAAGCUCCUGGUAGCUUGAACACCUCCAUCUUCACAUCUCCACCUCCCUACGAUUAUCUCUAUUGCGGGUCGUCUUUGUACGGCAAUCUGAGUCCACAAAGGACGAGGGAGUGGAUCGCCUACCAUGUGAAACUGUUUGGAAAAAAAUCCCAUUUCGUCAUUCACGACGCUGGAGGGGUUCAUCCUGGUGUUUUAGAGGUUUUGAAGCCAUGGAUUGAAAAAGGGUAUGUGACAUUGCAGGAUAUCAGGGAACAGGAGAGGUUUGAUGGGUACUAUCACAAUCAAUUUCUGAUUGUGAAUGAUUGCUUGCAUCGUUAUAAGUUCAUGGCCAAGUGGAUGUUCUUCUUUGAUGUCGAUGAGUUUAUCUAUAUGCCGCCUAAAAGCACGAUUAAGUCGGUUCUUGACUCGCUUUCCGAUUAUACACAGUUCACCAUCGAACAGAUGCCAAUGUCGAAUAAGCUCUGUCUCACCGCCGAUUAUGGAAAGACUCUCAGGAAAUGGGGGUUUGAGAAGCUAGUGUACAAGGAUGUGAAGAGGGGAGUGAGGAGGGAUAGGAAAUACGCAGUACAACCACGCAAUGUCUAUGCGACCGGGGUGCACAUGUCGCAGAAUGUGGCCGGGAAAACACAGCACAAAACAGAGGGCAGGAUCAGGUACUUCCAUUAUCAUGGAACCAUUGCCCAGCGCCGUGAGCCAUGCCGGCAACUUGUGAAUGCAACAGAGCUCACAUUCGAGGGAACUCCCUAUGUCCUUGAUGACACCAUGAGACGAGUUGCUGCCUCUAUCAAGAGGUUUGAGCUCAAGACUAUUGGGACUAGAUUACAAAGAACUCCACAGUAGCAGCAGCCAUUCCUAAAACCAGACUUUCUUCAAUUCGUGGAUGUUUUUUUUUUUUUUUCU
Molecule: messenger RNA, 1622 nt
Organism: Telopea speciosissima
Lineage: Eukaryota; Viridiplantae; Streptophyta; Magnoliopsida; Proteales; Proteaceae
Product: galactan beta-1,4-galactosyltransferase GALS3-like
Exons: 2
Coding region: 36-1562 (508 amino acids)
Source: RefSeq, a predicted model, not a curated record